Molecule: messenger RNA, 294 nt
Organism: Miscanthus lutarioriparius
Lineage: Eukaryota; Viridiplantae; Streptophyta; Magnoliopsida; Poales; Poaceae
Source: the annotation of a GenBank genome assembly
AUGGCGAAGCGUCUGAUCCCGUCGCUGAACCGGGUGCUGGUGGAGAAGCUGCUGCAGCCCAAGAAGAGCGCCGGCGGCAUCCUGCUCCCGGAAACCACCAAGCAGCUGAACGCUGCUAAAGUCAUUGCUGUUGGCCCUGGUGAUCGUGAUAGGGAUGGUAAGCUGAUCCCUGUAUCUCUGAGUGAAGGCGACACUGUUCUACUUCCUGAGUAUGGUGGAACUGAAGUGAAGCUUGCUGAAAAAGAGUACCUUCUUUUCAGAGAGCACGACAUACCGGGAAAGCUUGAGGAGUAG